Fusarium oxysporum Fo47 is the source of this 2187-nucleotide messenger RNA. Its product is annotated as mate-domain-containing protein. Gene Ontology annotation, biological process: DNA-templated transcription; xenobiotic detoxification by transmembrane export across the plasma membrane. Lineage: Eukaryota; Fungi; Ascomycota; Sordariomycetes; Hypocreales; Nectriaceae. Gene Ontology annotation, cellular component: membrane. Gene Ontology annotation, molecular function: xenobiotic transmembrane transporter activity; DNA binding; antiporter activity. Bases 1 to 2187 code for a protein of 728 amino acids. The transcript is spliced from 5 exons. The record is from RefSeq and is a predicted model, not a curated record.
AUGAGUUGGCAUGAUAGAGAUGCACAGCAGCUCUUCAAGUUUGCUGAUUCCUGGUCUAAACGAGAAGAACAGCGCAGAACAUGGUGGACUAUCUUUGUGCUUGACAGAUUCAUCAGUAUGGAUACAAGUGGACUACCAUUUGCCGCUCCAGAGCCUUGCCCUGAUGAGCUACUACCAGUCAACGAUGAAGAUUGGGUUUUGGAACAAUCCUUGAGCAACGCUUCUUCUUCUUCAGCAUCCUCUUUGGCAUGUGCUUCCGCCAUUUGCAUUAGUGCCCAAGCGCUCCUAUACGGAGCUUAUGGUUGUCCUGACGCCCCUGGAAUAACAAGUCGAGAACGCUUGACACACGAAACAGAAUUGCAGAGUAUUAGCGUUCAGGGCCUGAGAGCACUAGGUAGUACUUUGGCCCCUAAGCUGGCUCAGAUUCAGUCAGAUUGUCCUCUUCAAGCAAGAUGUUUUUAUACCGCCUGUAGUGCAUGCUCAUGGUUUAUUCGGGAAGACGAUGAACCACAGAUGAAAGAUGCGUUGGUGACUAUCGUCGAUGGGCUUAGAAGACUAGCUGAGCGCUGGCCAAUUGCGAAAUGUCAUUCACGAGUCACGGGUAUUCUCCAUCAACAAAGUUCAUCCGAGACUAACAGCAAAUACACAACACGAACGCCAAUGCCUUCGAGCGAACGUCGGCGCCGUGAGGGUCACCAAGACUCUCACUCUCACUCUCACUCUCACUCUUAUGAUGGCGUGUUACACGAUGAGACUUCGCCUUUGCUUCCAAGGAUAUCAGAAGUCAGCGAAAAUGGAACGGCAAAGUCGUUGACCGACGUCCACAGCCUUUUGGCUGAGGCGAAACUGCUAUGCCAAUACUCUCUCCCUUUGAUCGCGACGUAUCUUCUUCAGUAUUCUUUUACUGUCAUUACAACCAUUGUCGCUGGUCGCUUGGGUGCUGAGGAGUUGGCAGCUUCAAGUUUGGGCUUAACAACGAUUAACAUCAUUGGGUUCACCAUCUUUGAGGGCAUGGCCACGGCUCUCGACACAUUGUGUGCGCAGGCCUACGGGUCUGGUCGCUAUACCGGCGUCGGAAUGCACAUCCAACGGAUGAUCGUGUUCAUGUCAAUCGUCAUGAUUCCUGUCGGCGCAAUAUGGCUGUGCUCGCACUGGAUUCUACCAUUGCUUGUUCCUCAACGAAGCCUCGCCUUGAAAGCCGCCUCUUUCUUGCGCGUCAGUCUCGUUGGGCUUCCCGGUUAUGCAUUCUUUGAGGCUGGUAAGAGGUUUCUUCAAGCGCAGGGUGAAUUUGCUCCCGGAAUGGUCAUUCUCAUCAUUUGCGCUCCCGUCAAUGCCUUUCUGAGUUGGUACUUCGCCGUCAAACUUGACAUGGGCCUCGAUGGCGCUGCUUUCGGUCAGGCUCUUGCUAAUAACCUUCGACCUGCGCUUCUUCUGUUGUAUGUCGCCUUCAUUGGCAAGAAGUCUCACCGAUGCUGGGGCGGCUGGGAUAGCCGUGCUGCGUUUGCGUUCCGCGAAUGGGGCCCUAUGGUCCGUCUCUCUGUUGCAAGCACCGCUGUGAAUCUUGCGGAGUGGCUCGCAUUUGAGAUCCUCAUGGUCAGCACCUCUUAUCUUGGUACCCGCCACUUGGCUGCGCAAACUGUUCUCAACACGCUCUCCAUUGUUACAUGGCACAUACCGUUCUCGAUUAGCGUCGCAGUCACCACUCGCUUCGGUCACUUGGUUGGUGCUGGGGCACUCAAGGAAGCACGACGUGCUGCAAUUCUAUACACUGGCGUCUUCACCGUGGUUGGUAUCCUCGAUGGCGCAUUUUUGUAUGUGUUGCGAAACCCACUCGCAGAUAUGUUCUCCGACGACAGCACUGUCAGAGACCUGGCCACAGGAUCAAUGGUUGCUGUAGCCUGCUUCCAGGUCAUUGACUCAAUCAUCUGUGGCACUAAUGGUGUGUUGAGAGGUCUGGCAAAGCAGUCUGUUGCUGCAUGGGUUGUACUAGCAGUCAAUUACCUUGCUGCCGUUCCAUUUGCCAUAUGGCUCGAGCUAGGAAGCCCAGACCUCAAGCUCGACGGUCUUUGGAUCGGUCUUGGAAGUGGUAUGGUUAUCAUUGCGAUUAUUGAAUGUGUGUAUAUGAAGUGGAUUAGCUGGCAGGAUUGUGUAAACGAUGUAAAGGAGCGAGAGGAUGACGGGACAUAG